Molecule: messenger RNA, 693 nt
Organism: Neodiprion fabricii
Lineage: Eukaryota; Metazoa; Arthropoda; Insecta; Hymenoptera; Diprionidae
Gene: mRpS18A
Product: 28S ribosomal protein S18a, mitochondrial
Exons: 4
Coding region: 144-626 (160 amino acids)
Biological process (GO): mitochondrial translation
Cellular component (GO): mitochondrial small ribosomal subunit; ribosome
Molecular function (GO): structural constituent of ribosome; small ribosomal subunit rRNA binding
Source: RefSeq, a predicted model, not a curated record
GCGAUAUCUCGAGCGUGCGGCUCGAAACAUUGUGUUACCAACAAAUGUGGGGAAAAACUAAAAAGUUCUACUGGUCUUUCGUUACUUCGUCAUCCAGCUGAAUCAGCUGUUAAUGUUUUGCACCAAUGAGUCGAUUGUAAGACAUGGCUGCUUUCGGUCGUUUAGCCGUAAAUAUUGGGAGAACAAUAAUCUCCCAAGAAUCAAGAAGAUGCUUAAAUCUUUCCUCAGCGUUGAGAAUUAAAGAAAUAAGGGAGACGAGAGACGGGAAAAAUCUGAUAGUUGAAGGUGUAACCAUUCCUUCACCGAGAGUACCUUUGCUUGUCAAAAACACAGCACGCACCGGAGCUUGUCCUGUUUGUGCUGCCGGUCUAGAUGUGAAGCAUACGGAUGUUCUAAUUCUUAGUCAAUUUCUACGGUCAGACGGGUGCAUGCUACCUCGCAGAGUAACUGGCCUUUGUAAAACUCAGCAGAAAAGAAUAGGAACGAUGGUAGCAAUGGCCCAAAAAGCAGGACUCAUGCCAAACAUUGCCCCGGCUAAUAGCAGGCGAGAUCCAAAGCGAAGAAAAGAUUGGAAGAAAUUCAACACUUAUUUCGACGAAAAAACGAUCAAGGCGAAGUUUGUAUAAUUCAUAAAACCCUUUAGUUAUGUUUAUGUAUUUUGUGUGCAAAAUAAAUAAAUAACCACGUUAUAAA